AUGUCGUCGUCGUCGGGGUCGGGGAGGAGCGCGACGGAGGCGAGGGCCCUGAAGAUCCACAGCGAGGCCGAGCGGCGGCGCCGGGAGAGGAUCAAUGCUCAUCUGGCUACGCUCAGGAGGAUGAUUCCUGAUACCAGGCAGAUGGACAAGGCCACCUUGCUUGCCAGAGUGAUAGAGCAAGUGAAGCUCCUGAAGAGGAAAGCAAGCGAGGCCACCACCCAGAGCACGCCCCUGCCCCCGGAGACCGACGAGGUCUCCAUCGAGCUCCACACCGGCGACGCCAACGCCGGCGCCGACAGGGUCAUCUACAUAAGGGCCUCGAUCAGUUGCGACGACCGGCCGGACCUCGUCGCCCGGCUCGCCCAGGCGUUCCAUGGCCUGAGGCUGAGGACGGUGAGGGCCGACAUGACCUCGUUAGGAGGAAGGGCGCGGCACGUGUUCAUACUGUGCAAGGAUGAGGGCCGGGGCGCCGCAGGUGUAGGUGCAAGUGCAAGCCUCAGGUCUCUGAAGGAGGCUGUCAGGCAGGCGUUAGCCAGGGUUGCUUCCCCAGAAACGGCAUACGGGAGUAGUCCCUUUCAGAGCAAGAGGCAGAGGAUUCUUGAUUCACAUUACUCGAUUAUGUCCAUAUAG
This is a messenger RNA of Miscanthus lutarioriparius, 630 nucleotides long. The record is from the annotation of a GenBank genome assembly. Lineage: Eukaryota; Viridiplantae; Streptophyta; Magnoliopsida; Poales; Poaceae.